AUGUCCACGAUUAACCUGCAUCCACCGCAAACCUACUCCCGCCUGUUCCGUCCCUGGGAUACGCAACGCCAGACGCCCGCUCCGGCACCUAGGAUGGUGAAGCAGGAGCCCGAGAUCACCAUCAAGACGGAGCUGCCCAGCAGCAGCUUUGGUCAUGACAGUGACACCUCCUCAUCGUCCUCGUCGAGCAGCAGCAGCAGCAGCUUGGACAGUCGCAGCCGGAGCAGCAGCUACGAGGAUGGACUGAACCACAGCAGCUACACUCGCACCUCCACUCCCUUGCUGGAUGCUGCGCCUCAGCCCAUCUUUCCCCAGUCUGCCUCAUCCUCCUCCGCCGCCGCCUGCCCCGUGUCCCAGCCUCCUCCGCAGAUGCAGCACCAGGCUCCGUCCACCUCUCCGUUCAUGCCGGCUGCCAGCGAUCUGUAUUAUGCCGCCGCUGCCGCAGCAGCCGCUGCUGCUGUUAACACUCCCAGCGCCGCCGCUGGUUUUGGCAUGGAUCCCUUUACAUUGGGCUUGAUGGAGCAGGAGUACGCCCGCGUCAUGGCCGAAGAUGCUCAGCUGAAGGCGCUCAAUGCCCGCAAACAGCGCCCCAAGAAGUUUAAGUGCCCGCACUGCGACGUGGCCUUCUCCAACAAUGGCCAGCUCAAGGGACACAUCCGCAUUCAUACCGGCGAACGCCCCUUCAAGUGCGAUGUGGAUACCUGCGGCAAGACCUUCACCCGCAACGAGGAGCUGACCCGCCACAAGCGCAUCCACACCGGUCUGAGGCCUUAUCCUUGCAGUGCCUGCGGCAAGAAGUUCGGGCGUCGUGACCACCUCAAGAAGCACAUGAAGACGCAUAUGCCGCAGGAACGCCAGCUGGGACCGGCCAUCUUUGUGCCCAUGUAUCCCUAUCUGUAUGGCUAUUGA
Drosophila serrata is the source of this 909-nucleotide messenger RNA. It is a transcript of the gene hkb, whose product is annotated as zinc finger transcription factor huckebein. Gene Ontology annotation, molecular function: RNA polymerase II cis-regulatory region sequence-specific DNA binding; DNA-binding transcription factor activity, RNA polymerase II-specific. Lineage: Eukaryota; Metazoa; Arthropoda; Insecta; Diptera; Drosophilidae. The record is from RefSeq and is a predicted model, not a curated record. Gene Ontology annotation, biological process: regulation of transcription by RNA polymerase II.